GCUCGCCCUGUCAGAACCUAUUGGCUUAAUUCCCGCCUGUUUAAAAGGGAGUUUUUUUUGUUGAGAGUAAUUAUUUCAGUUGCAACACCGAUGGAGUAUGGGUGCAGCGCUUUAAGUAUGAGUACAAGCAUGAGUAGCCCCAAAGAUAAUAAACUAAAUUUUGAAAAUGGGUCGUUGAAAGUAGCAAAAGAUGUUAUUAACUGUACUGCCGUCAAAAUCAAUGGCAAGGACGUCCGUAAUAAAGUUGAUAUUUAUGACUGCAAUGCCGUUAUUACCGCCAAUAUUGUAAAGGAAAAUACCCAAUUCGAAUAUUUACCAGGAUCCCCUGUUCCUACUAGUUUAGAAUCUAAAGACCUUGCUAAACUUGUUGCUGAAUUUCAAGAACCAAUUUUACAAACGGGUAGCAGCAGCACGGAACAAAAACUUAUUUUAAACUUUGCUUUGAAUGAACUUUUAGAGGAAACACUUGCUUUCAAUGAGAAACUUAGAGAUUUUCGCAAGUCGCGAUUGCCUUUUGUAGAAAGGUUAACAGAUACCAUUCAUUACAAUCACGGAUGUAAAGUAUAUUCUCGGUUCACUUGGCCCCCUACCCAUUUGCUACAGAAACGCAAUAAGUUUGGUUACUAUAUAUGCUUAAACGGAUAUAAAAAAAGAUGUUGGAGGGGUCUGCCAGUUCUUCCUGGUUCCUUAAAAAAAAUGUUGAACUCAGAGACCAAAUUAAAAGCAAAAGGAAGCAGUUGCGCCGAUUCAAACUUUUUAAGUCCCGAUAAAACAGUUUCGCUUUUUGUAGAGUCAGUGAACGGACCCAGCUCUGAGGAACUAAAAAUAGCAUCUCGUUCAAGAAAAGCUGCAAGCGCAACUGAUGCUUCUCUCGAUAUUGACCCUUUACCUGAACUUACGAAGCUUAAGGAGCGAGUCGUGCGAGCAAAGUCAACUAAGCUUCCUUGUGACUCUAAUGUCGAACGGCUAGUCGCACGAAUUUCUAAGCAGCCUAAAGAGUUAUUAGAGGAACUUCCCCCUCUUGACCGCGUAAAACCUUAUUGCUGCGAAUUGUGCUUUAAAAGAUAUAGGAAUCCCAAUGGUCUUGAGUAUCACUAUCGCCAUCAUCACGGCGAGUCUUCUCUGGAGCUAAGGUCUCCAAGCCUUGUAAACCCUCAAAGAGAGCUUCUCCUUGCUGCCCGCUAUUAUGAAGGUGCUGCCGAUUCUCGGGCGUCUAUCACACACGUGGCUCCAUCUCACUCUCGCGUUUCCUCUGUCUGCGACUUCUGCCAACGUUCUGACGACUGGAAAAACGCAAUAACUUGCUCUUCAUGCGGCCAUUAUGGUCAUUUUAAAUGCCUCGGAUUUACGCCUUUACAAAUAAAGAACACGCGGACGUAUCCCUGGCAGUGCAUGGAGUGCAGAGUCUGCCUCGUGUGCCAGAAAAACACCAGCGAAGAAACUCUCCUGUUUUGUGAUAACUGCGAUCGAGCCUUCCAUAUGGAGUGCUUAAAUCCGCCUUUGUCCGCCGCCCCGGAAGGCGAUUGGAUUUGCCCUGUCUGCCCUCGUUCGUAAAUGCAGUUGUACUCUCUGAAGCUUUUUAAUAUGUGCAUUUAAACAAUAGAUCC
This is a messenger RNA of Zophobas morio, 1607 nucleotides long. Its product is annotated as zinc finger protein ubi-d4-like. NCBI's taxonomy places the organism in Eukaryota, Metazoa, Arthropoda, Insecta, Coleoptera, Tenebrionidae. The record is from RefSeq and is a predicted model, not a curated record. The coding region runs from base 91 to 1554 and encodes 487 amino acids. The transcript is spliced from 13 exons.